Messenger RNA from Striga asiatica, 1398 nucleotides. The record is from the annotation of a GenBank genome assembly. Lineage: Eukaryota; Viridiplantae; Streptophyta; Magnoliopsida; Lamiales; Orobanchaceae.
AUAUUUGUUUCCAAAAAUUGCUCCGUUUAAUCCACCGCCGCCCAACUCGGCGGCCGGCGGCUCUCUAACCCACCCGAUCCAUAUCCAACCCGGAGUUUUUCACCGACCCGACCCUCUGCUGAAAAAAGAUCCGAAGCUAAUUUACAAGGAUUCAGAGGCCGAGAGAGAUGUAUAAGAACCAGCUUCAGGAGCUGGCGCAGAGGAGCUGCUUCAACAUGCCGACGUACACGUGCCUGAGGGAGGGUCCCGACCACGCGCCGCGGUUCAAGGCCACCGUCACCUUCAACGGCGAGACCUUCGAGAGCCCUCACUACUACCCCAACCUCCGGCAAGCCGAGCACUCCGCCGCCGAGGCCGCCCUAGCUUCCCUCUCCUCCCGCGGCCACUCUCACUCGCUCGCCGCCCGUGUACUGGAUGAGACAGGGGUUUAUAAGAACCUGUUGCAAGAGAUUUCACAACGAGUUGGAUCCCCUUUGCCUCAUUACACGACAUUCAGGUCCGGUUUAAGACAUUUACCGGUUUUCACCGGUAGUGUUGAAUUGGCCGGAAUCACAUUUAGAGGAGAACCCGCUAAGAACAAGAAGCAAGCCAAGAAGAAUGCUGCGCUUGCUGCUUGGUUAGCAUUGAAAAAAUUGGCACGUCAAGAAGAAGCGAGUUCCUCUGCAGAACACGAAAAUAACAACAACGACGAGCAGGAACAGAUCAAAAUCGCAAGGGCCUUGAAGAAUUACCGUCUCAAGUUAAAAAAACCCGAAAAAAACCCAAACAACAAUCUAAAAUCUCUCCCUCUACCAUUUCACACACAAAGCAGCAUUAUCCUCCCUCAGUCGACCUCAACAUCGAAAAUCCUUCCACUCUUCUCCCGUAAAACACACGACAAUUUAUCAUCACGACAAAUACUCUUACCGGAAUUUCAGGUUCCUUAUGUCCCGAUCGAUCAACGGCGGCAAAAAACUUACCGGGGAAUAGCACCACCGGUGGCCGUGCGUUCGGCUGUGCCGGUUUUCUCCGCGGCGCCACCUGUGCAUGCUGCCAGGCUGGCGGGGCCCGUAUUUGCAUGUGGGCCCGGCCCGUUAGGAGUUGCAGCGGCCCGUGAGGAGAUUGUCGCCUCCGGGAGUUAUGUCAUGUGUGAUGUGGACGAGUCAACGGCCCUCAAAUGCCUCGAGCAGCUUGAGAUAUGAUGAUUGUGGCCGACAAAAAGGCACGAGCUUUUUUUCUUCUUUUUGUUGGUUUUCUUGAUUUACAUGUAAUAUUGUGUUUGUUCGAUUGCAAAUCUCUAUCGUUUUGCAAGAAAUUGCUUCAAGAAUUACUAUAACUUACUCCUGAGGUUUGGACUACUUGACAGAAAAUCAAGUUACAGAUUCUCAAUUCACUUGCUUGGAUACAAAUAUAUCCGCU